UCCUCGUGCAUGGUUACUCGAGUAUCGGCCUUAUAAGGCCGAGGUGGACGGGCAGAAGGUAUCACUCCAUCGCCAUGGCCCGCCUCAGCAUCGCAGUCCUCGCCCUCUUCGCCGUCGCCGCGGUUGCCUCCGCUGGGGCUCCCCCACCACCCCCGAAGGGGCCGGCCGGACCCCAGGGCCCCGCUCCUGCAGGAGGUGUGAAGGCUUGGCUGCACCAGAAGGAGGCCCAGCUGAAGCAGUGGGCUGGUCAGGAGAAGGCCAAGCUCCAGGGCCAAUGGAAGGAGAAGGUCGUUCCCCACAUCCAUGAUCUGACCCAGAAGUUCGGCCAGCAGUGGCAGCAGAAGGCUCCCAAGAUUGCCGCCCUCCUCAAGCAGAAGGCAGGAGCUGCAUUCGAAAAGGCCGUCAACUUCGUCAACCAGAAGCUUGCCCCCCAAGGUCAGCCCCCCAAGAAGGCAUAGGUAGACAAAUGAACUUCGUACCGAAAUAAAGAUCUUGUCUGAAAACCGA
This is a messenger RNA of Frankliniella occidentalis (western flower thrips), 507 nucleotides long. RefSeq lists its product as uncharacterized. NCBI's taxonomy places the organism in Eukaryota, Metazoa, Arthropoda, Insecta, Thysanoptera, Thripidae. The transcript is spliced from 3 exons. The record is from RefSeq and is a predicted model, not a curated record. Bases 75 to 458 code for a protein of 127 amino acids.